ACACGGCGACACCCUAGAUCUCUAACCACUCGUAUAUAAGCCACGCUGAAUUUAGGGUUUCAUUUACCUCGAGCGUUUUAGCCGUCGCCCAAAUCUCCCUUCGUCCUCGUCCCCUGUUCUCGUCCAAAACCCUCGAAACCGAUCGCCCAUGGGGAAGGUGCACGGAUCGCUCGCGCGCGCGGGGAAGGUGAGGGGCCAAACCCCGAAGGUGGCGAAGCAGGACAAGAAGAAGAAGCCGAAGGGGAGGGCGUACAAGCGCAUGCAGUACAACCGCCGCUUCGUCACCGCCGUGGUCGGCUUCGGCAAGAAGAAGGGCCCCAACUCCUCCGAGAAGAAGUAAAAAAAAUAAAAAAAAUGGCGGCGAUUUGAUCUUUAACGUACUUUUUCGUGUGGAAAAUGGUGCCUUUUUUAUGGUGUAGUAGUAGGGAUCGUGUUUUCGGAUUUUGUUGCUGUUUGCGUUGUUUUAGAUUCUAUCCAAAUGUCGUAAUUUAUAUUUUGGUACCUUUUAAGAAGUGAAUUUAGUAUGUGGUUUUAAGGUUAGAAUUAAGAAUAUUUGAAUUUGAGUAUUCUAUUAAAGUUCGUCAAUUUGGACGCAAA
This is a messenger RNA of Ananas comosus (pineapple), 597 nucleotides long. Its product is annotated as 40S ribosomal protein S30. NCBI's taxonomy places the organism in Eukaryota, Viridiplantae, Streptophyta, Magnoliopsida, Poales, Bromeliaceae. The transcript is spliced from 2 exons. Gene Ontology annotation, cellular component: ribosome; cytosolic small ribosomal subunit. The record is from RefSeq and is a predicted model, not a curated record. Gene Ontology annotation, molecular function: structural constituent of ribosome. The coding region runs from base 149 to 340 and encodes 63 amino acids. Gene Ontology annotation, biological process: translation.